This is a messenger RNA of Scomber scombrus (Atlantic mackerel), 2865 nucleotides long. RefSeq names its product synaptogyrin 2b (gene syngr2b). Gene Ontology annotation, cellular component: synaptic vesicle membrane; neuromuscular junction. The record is from RefSeq and is a predicted model, not a curated record. Bases 126 to 875 code for a protein of 249 amino acids. NCBI's taxonomy places the organism in Eukaryota, Metazoa, Chordata, Actinopteri, Scombriformes, Scombridae. The transcript is spliced from 4 exons.
UGUACGUCAAAUGAAGCAGCAGCACCGCGGAGAGUGGCUGUAGCUUUCAGUUUAAGCCGUGCUCAGCUCGUGAGCUUCCUUGUCAGGUCGGUUGAAACCACACGGAAAGCCUGUGAUCAAGAGACAUGAUGGAGGAAAAGGGUGAUACAAGUGCGUACGGGGCUUCGCUCGCAGGAGGAGGCUUCAACUUCAACAAGUUUAUCCGACAACCUCAAACUAUCGUGCGGCUGCUGAGUUGGGUCUUUGCCAUAGUGGUGUUUGCCUGCAUCACAACAGAGGGAUACAUCAACCCUUACCACAGUGCCGAGGCGAAGUGCAUCUUCAACCAGAAUGACUCGGCAUGUCAUUACGCUGUUGGCAUCGGGGUGAUCGCCUUCCUGGCCUGUGUGGGCUUUUUGGUGUUGGAUGUUUACGUACCUUUCAUGAGCAAUGCACAGGAGAGGAAAUACGCUGUGUUGGCAGACCUGGGAUUCUCAGGGGUGUGGACCUUCCUGUGGUUUGUGUGUUUCUGCCUGUUGGCCAGUCAAUGGGAUCGCACACGUGAUAUUGGCGGUAUCCCACAGGACGCUGCACGUGCAACCGUGGCCUUCUCAUUCUUCUCCAUCGCCACCUGGGGAAUCCUAACCUACUUUGCUCUGGGUCGCUUCCGCCGUGGUGUCAAUGAAGUUACCAUCCCAACCUACACAGAGCCACAACCAGAUCACCACACCCCCUACCCCCCGACCUACGCCCCCACCUCCUACAACCCCACUACGUACACGCCUACCACUUACACAGCCUAUCCCAGCAAUGUGGCCGAAGUGCACCAGCAGCCUCCCUUCACCCCAAACCUUCAGCCACAAGGGGACGGCGGCUAUCAGCCACCCAACUACUGAGACAAAGGGAGGUCACGUGGACGAGGCGGUGUUCCAGGUCGCCGGAUUGCAGUUGCGCUGCACAGACUCAGAGCUAUAUCAUAUUGAUGUGAUUUUACAUUAGAUUUAACACACUUAAAGUGAAGCUGAGCAGUGCAACUGCAAGCCAGAGAUGAGGGACACCACACUUUACGUCGAGGGAUCGCAGCUCUCUGGUCUGAUCUUAAGACAUCAGGCUGAGAGUUGAGAUUAGUGCUGAUGAUUGGGCAAUCAGACCUUAGACCUGUGUGCAAAGAUGCAACUUUUACCUCAAAUGGGCUGAUCGUAAAGGGGAUAGGUGGAUAGAAUGUACCCAGGAGGUCAAAGGUCACAUAAUGUGGCUUUAAUAAGAAAACAUGUGGCAGCUCCAGUCAGGGUGGAAGAGGCCCACACAUAACGUGUUUCUCUUCACUCUGUUGGAUCGUAAGAAUGUGCAUUUGUACAUAGAUUUCAUGAUGUAAAGCUGCCAUUUUAAUGGGUGUAUGUGCCGGAUUUCCUUUUCUUAUUUGGUUAAUGGAUAUUUUGUUUAUCUUGAAAACCUAUAAACAGUAUAGAAAUGCAUUGAUUUACUUUUUGCAAAUGUGGGAGUAUUGAGGACAGCGGGAAGAGACCACUAUAAAGCCAAAUGUUCCUCUGUGAUUUAGUUUUUGUGAAAUGUAAAGAUUAUACAAUUAAGUUUGUUUGCCAUAAAACCACCUUUUGAAGGAAUGUUUUCUGGGUUCUUUGUGCUACAGUAAAACAGCUGACAUGCUUUACAUCGACUGAGCUUGAGGGAUCACUAAAAAAAAGAAAGAAAAAAAAAGUAUGGUGGUAAAAAAAAGGUUGCAUGUGCCAAACUGUAGAUGAGUUUCUUGUACGUUCAUAAUCAGUGUUUCCCUUUAAGUCUGUAGCCUACAUUCAGAUAGGAGGGGGGGACAUGUAGAUAACCGUGCAAUUAUUGAACGGGUUUAUCCACCGAGCAUAUCCCCAUACUGAAGAGUAACUUAUUAACUUUCAACAAUGUUUCCUCUUCAGCCUGUGAACAGAGUAGCCUCAGACUUCCUUUAAGGUCUUGGUAUCAUUUAGUUUUCUGAACACUGAUGUUUAUCUGCUUCUUAAUGUGAACUGUUGAAGAACAGACGGCAGUGUGUAUGUCUGUAAAUACGACAGAUUAAAACACCCUAACCGGCAGGAGUGAGAAUCACACACCUGUCCUCAAGUCUACUGGUUUACUUUGUUGCUUUGUGCUUGGUGCUUGGCAGUAAUGUGUUUUUAAUCAUCUCAGCUCCAUUGACUGGGUCACAUUCUGGCUGUUGUGACACAAAAGAAUUGGCCUAAGAUCAGUUUUCAUUCCAAGGUUGUUGCGGUGGUGUAAGCAGAUUUUUAGAUCUGUUGAAUGACCAGGUGUUGUGGUUAUAAUUAUUAUUAAGAGUUGCAGUACAUAGGAGAAGAAAACAAAACACAUAACUUACUGAAGCCAAAUAUAUGAAAAACAUUGAUUUGUCAUAUGUGCCUCAUGGAGAGAAACUUUAAAAGGGUAUUUUUGUAGAGGAAAGUUCAUCAGAAGACAAUGUGCCAUGAUUAAACCACAAAGUUAAAUUUAGGUUGAACAUCUGUGUGUCACAGCUGCUCUCACUGCUAUGCUUGAGUGAUUUUUUUUUUUUUUUUUUGCAUUGCUUGAUUUUCAUGCUCGGGAAAAUCAGAUAAAUUUGUUCCUCAAUCAACUCUCAAAAUCAAUGUCUUUAUACAACACCUUGUUAUAAUUACCAAGUUCAAAUGAAUCAACUGACUGUCUCCAGCCUCCACUGCAUAAUAUUAUAGUAACAAGAAGAUUCAAUGUUUUUCAAGUUUUGAGAUGAGUACAUUUUUGGUACUUUGUUUAAUUAGUUUCAUGGUCCAUGUUUUAGAUGUGAGACUAGAUUGCUCUGUAAAAUAACUUAUGAUUUGUAAUGCCUACAGCAAAUGUUUUAUAAAGACUGGCACAAAAAACUGA